Messenger RNA from Setaria italica (foxtail millet), 5186 nucleotides. RefSeq names its product putative ABC transporter C family member 15. Gene Ontology annotation, molecular function: ATP binding; ATP hydrolysis activity; ABC-type transporter activity. The record is from RefSeq and is a predicted model, not a curated record. Gene Ontology annotation, biological process: transmembrane transport. Bases 339 to 4904 code for a protein of 1521 amino acids. Gene Ontology annotation, cellular component: plant-type vacuole; vacuolar membrane. NCBI's taxonomy places the organism in Eukaryota, Viridiplantae, Streptophyta, Magnoliopsida, Poales, Poaceae. The transcript is spliced from 12 exons.
CUUUCUUCCUCUCUCUCCUCUGCCCAGCUCUCCUCUGCCCAGCCCGCCUGGGCAGAGGCAGCUCCGCGCCGCGACGUCGCGUCGGAGGCCUGCAGAUCGAGAAGGCCGAGGAGCGGAAGGCCAGGGCGCAGGUCAAGAAGACGGUGGCCGUUCAGCAAUCGGAGCGCGAGGGGCCAAGAAGCAGGUCACCAGCGCCCUUCCGUCUUGUUUGUUUCUCCUCAGUGCUAUAUCACCCCUCACCCACCUCCACAGCAUCUUCCUCCCUCUCCAAGGAGCAUUGGGAUUGUACCAUGGGAAGGGGAAGCCUGUAGCUUCCUCUUCUUGCAAGGAUUUCGAGGAUGGUUGAAGAUCUGUUUCUUCACAGGGGCCUGCUCCAUGACUCUUCAGUCUCCACAGUAUUGCAACACUUACGAGGGUGGCCACAGAUAGAUUCACCUUGCUUCUGGACGGGCACUUUUACCAUGACACAUAUGGUAUUUGUCAUUGGCGUAUUGGCCGGGUUACUGUUCAGGAAAAUCAGAUGGUGCAGGCAGAAAUUGAACCUUACGAGUUCUGAAAGAGAUAAUCAUUUGUCUCAGGAACACAAGUAUGCUGACGUAAAGUUGAAUGUAUCAUAUCAAGCAAGCAUAGCUUGCUGCUUGUUUAUAUUAGCCACUCAUGUCCUGAAGUUAGUGUUGUUUCACUUAAAAAGGGGACCAAGUGAUUGCAAAUAUCCAUAUUUUCUACUAGGUGAAGGUUUACAGGUACUAUCCUGGACGAUACUGUCACUUGCAGUAUUCAGUUUCAAGAAUACCAAAUCUGCAAAACUUCCAUGGAUAAUCCGAGCAUGGUGGAUAUUUAGUUUCAUGCAGUAUGUUACUACCAUUGUAUUUGAUCUGAGGUCCAUUUUAUCAGGUCAUGGAAAUAUAGGAUUGAAGAAAUGUACUGACCUACUUACACUAGUUACAAGCUCUUAUCUAUUUGCCAUGUCAGUUAGAGGAAACACAGGCAUUACCUUCCUUGGUGCAAGCUUAACAGAACCACGUUUAAGUCCUACAACUGGACAGCACACAGAAACAAAAAGGCAGUGUCUGUAUGCAAGAGGAAGCCUUUCAGAACUUGUCACAUUCUCAUGGAUGAGCCCUGUCUUUGCUAUUGGAUACAAGAGACCUCUAGAGGAGAGGGAUAUGCCAGAUGUUGAUGUGAAGGACUCUGCAGAAUUCCUAUCUGACACAUUCAAAAAAAUCAUUUCAAAUGUUGAGCGUAGUCAUGGUUUAACUACUUCAUCAGUCUAUAGGGCAAUGUUUCUUCUAAUCAGAAGAAAGGCAAUCAUCAAUGCAGGAUUCGCAGCAAUAAAUGCAACUGCAACCUUUGUUGGACCAUCACUGAUCAAUGACUUGGUGAAGUUCCUUGGAGGAGAAAGGCAGUAUGGACUCAAAAGAGGUUACCUUCUUGCUGCUGCUUUUCUCAGUGCCAAAGUUGUCGAAACCAUAGCUCAGAGGCAGUGGAUUUUUGGGGCUCGACAGCUGGGGAUGCAGCUACGAGCUGCUUUGAUAUCCCACGUCUAUCAAAAGGGGCUCUCCUUGUCCUGCAGUUCGAGGCAAAAAUAUACAAGUGGAGAGAUCAUAAACUAUAUGAGCGUAGAUAUACAAAGGAUAUCCGAUGUCAUAUGGUAUGCAAACUACAUUUGGAUGUUACCCAUACAGCUUUCUCUAGCAAUCUAUGUUCUUCAUCAAAACCUAGGGGUUGCAGCCUGGGCUGGCUUAGCAGCAACACUGGCAAUAAUGUCUUGCAACAUUCCACUCACAAGAAUGCAGAAAAGGUUGCAAGGCAAGAUCAUGGAUGCUAAAGACAACAGAAUGAAGGCAACAACAGAAGUUCUUAGAAGCAUAAAAAUACUUAAGCUUCAAGCCUGGGACAUGAAGUACCUCACAAAGCUAGAAACUUUACGAAGUGUCGAGUACAAUUGGUUGUCGAAAUCUGCACGAUUGUCAGCUGUAACUCAAUUCAUAUUUUGGGCUUCCCCUGGUUUUGUAUCUUCUAUAAUGUUUGGCUUAUGUAUAUUGAUGGGGAUUCCUCUGACGGCAGGAACUGUUUUGUCCGCUCUUGCAACAUUCCAGAUGCUACAGGAUCCUAUCUUCCAACUUCCUGACUUGCUUUCAGCAUUUGCACAAGGAAAGGUUUCAGCUGAUAGAGUAGCAAAGUACCUACGUGAGGAAGAAUUGAAACCAAAUGAAGUUACUGAACUACAAAGGUGUGAUACAGACUGUGAUGUGGAAAUUGAUCAUGGAACAUUUAGCUGGGAACUUGAGAACACAUCCCCAACUCUAAGUGGUAUAGAGCUAAAAGUUAAGAGGGGGAUGAAAAUAGCAGUAUGUGGAAUGGUUGGCUCUGGGAAAUCCAGCCUUUUGUCAUGCAUACUGGGAGAGAUGCGAAAGUUGGCAGGGACAGUAACGGUCAGCGGGAGAAAAGCAUAUGUUCCCCAAACUGCCUGGAUCCUGUCUGGUACUAUUAGGGACAAUAUUUUGUUUGGGAAUCCAUAUGACAAGGACAAGUAUGAAAAGAUAAUACAAGCUUGUGCACUGACAAAAGACCUUGAGCUGUUUGCAAAUGGUGAUUUGACAGAGAUUGGAGAAAGAGGAAUUAACAUGAGUGGUGGACAGAAACAGCGAAUUCAGAUUGCGAGGUCAGUGUAUGGGGAAGCAGAUAUGUACCUCUUUGAUGAUCCUUUCAGCUCUGUAGAUGCUCACACUGGAAGCCACCUUUUCAAGGAUUGCCUAAUGGGUCUUCUUAAAGACAAAACUAUAAUUUAUGUGACCCACCAAGUCGAAUUUCUUCCAGCUGCAGAUCUUAUAUUGGUGAUGCAGGAUGGGAAAAUUGUGCAGAAAGGAAAAUUUGAUGAGCUCCUUCAACAGAACAUAGGAUUUGAGACCAUAGUAGGAGCUCAUAGCAAGGCCCUUGAGUCUGUCGUAAAAGCUGAAAGUUCCAGCAGAUUAUUAUUGGCUGGUAACAAAAAUUCAGUGGAAAGUGACAAUGAGUUUGAGACAGAAAAUGAAAUGGAUAACAAAUUUCAGAUUAUGACAAAGCAAGAAUCUUCACAUGAUGUCUCAGAAGAUAUCAAUCAGAAGGGAAGGUUAACACAAGAUGAGGAAAGAGAAAAGGGUGGCAUUGGCAUGACGGUUUAUUGGGCAUACCUGAGGGCAGUUCAUGGCGGUGCCUUGGUGCCAGUAACAAUUGGUGCACAAUCAUUCUUCCAAAUAUUUCAAGUUGCAAGCAACUAUUGGAUAGCAUGGGGAUCUCCCCCAACUUCUACAACAACCUCAAGAGUUGGAUUAGGCCUCCUCUUCUUGGUAUACAUAGCACUAUCCAUGGGAUGUGCACUGUGUGUCUUGAUUCGGUCCUGGCUCGUAUCGCUAGUUGGUCUACUAACAUCAGAAAAGCUCUUCAAGAACAUGCUCCAUUGCAUCAUGCGUGCCCCUACGUCCUUCUUCGACUCCACACCAACUGGCAGAAUUCUGAACAGGGUUUCCACUGAUCAAAGUGUCCUAGAUCUUGAAAUAGCUAUCAAACUUGGUUGGUGCGUAUUUUCAAGCAUAAAACUUCUGGGUACCAUUGGUGUUAUGUCCCAGGUUGCAUGGCCAGUUUUUGCCAUAUUUAUUCCAGUGACGGUGGCCUGUGUUCUGUAUCAGCGAUACUACAUACCAACAGCAAGAGAGCUGGCUCGUCUGUCACAAAUCCAGGGGGCUCCAAUCCUACACCACUUUGCAGAAUCCCUUUCAGGAGCAUCUAGUGUUCGAGCGUAUGGACAAAAAGACCGUUUCAGGAAAGCAAACCUCAUUCUUAUCGACAACCAUUCCCGACCAUGGUUCCACAACAUUUCUUCAAUGGAGUGGCUCUCUUUCAGGCUAAACAUGCUAUCUAACUUUGUAUUUGCCUUCUCUUUGACUCUGCUAGUCAGCCUUCCUGAAGGUUUCAUAAAUCCAAGUCUUGCUGGACUUGCGGUGACUUAUGCAUUGAACCUCAACUCACAGUUGGCAUCCAUAAUUUGGAACAUCUGCAACACAGAGAACAAAAUGAUAUCAGUUGAAAGAAUAUUGCAGUACUCAAGGAUCCCUAGUGAGGCUCCACUUGUAGUAGACUGCUGUCGACCCACAAACAGCUGGCCAGAAAUUGGAGCUAUCAGGAUACGAUGCUUGGAAGUUCGAUAUGCAGAGCAUCUGCCAUCUGUUUUGAGAAACGUAUCUUGUAUAAUUCCAGGAAGGAAGAAGGUGGGGAUUGUAGGACGUACUGGUAGCGGAAAGUCUACUUUGAUUCAAGCACUUUUCCGGGUAGUUGAAGCAAGGGAAGGAACAAUAGAAAUUGACAGUAUUGAUAUCUCCAAAAUUGGGCUUCAUGACUUAAGAGGCAGACUUAGCAUCAUCCCACAAGAUCCGACCAUGUUUGAGGGCACAGUGAGAGGAAAUCUGGAUCCACUGAAUGAAUACUCUGAUCAACGUGUAUGGGAGAUAUUGGACAAAUGCCAGCUUGGUGAUAUAGUUCGGCAGAGCCCAAAGAAGCUGGACUCCGCAGUUGUAGAGAAUGGGGAAAACUGGAGUGUUGGACAGAGGCAGUUGUUUUGCCUUGGAAGGGUUCUCCUAAAGAGGAGCAGUGUUCUUAUCCUCGACGAGGCAACUGCUUCAGUUGACUCCGCCACUGAUGCAAUUAUACAGGAAACAAUCCGCAAGGAGUUCAGGGAUUGCACGGUGCUGACAGUUGCACACAGGAUUCACACUGUCAUUGACAAUGAUCUCAUUCUUGUUUUCAGCGCUGGAAGAAUGAUAGAAUAUGACACACCAUCGAGGCUGCUGGAGAACAAGAACUCCGAAUUCUCCAGACUCAUCAAGGAGUACUCAUGGCGAUCUAAGAGCUUCAAUAGCAAAGUAUGAAACUGAAUAAUGGCGACAAUAUAGGACUGUACCAAACAAGAUCACCACACACUACAGAAUGAAAACACCCAAAACUAGGAAGGCUACUCAACAAUGCAUAUGAGAAUAUGAGAUCCACGGUCUGCCUGGGCGGGUGUGCAGGAUAGCUCUUAGAUUCAUCUGACCCACAAAUGUGAAGCAAUGUCUAAUACUCUAAUCUACCAUGAGGUGCAUGCUGCACGCAACUGGCACCUGAUUACAAAAUGAAAUCGUCUGCAGAAGCAACGAGAUAAUACCUAGCUA